AUGCAUCUGCUUGCUGCAGUGUCGCUGCUGGCCUGUGCGACAGCCCAGGCCCACGCUUUCUCAGAUUCAUCACCGUUCGUCUUGUUCUCAACGGCGAAGUACGUCAACCUCUCCUUGCCUCCCUACACAACCGUUCUCACCCCUCACCCUCUAUCCGGGGAAACCAAAGCAGCUCCCAACACCCCUCAGCUUCAGACAGCCGACUCCGUUUUCACCUCAGUGAAGCAACUCCUCGCAAAAUGCCCAACCCGGCGGUAUAUUCUCGUCUCGCAGCCUAACGUCCAUGCGGCUGAUCUCCGGAAAAACAUUAACGACGAAACCAGCAGCGGUGGUUGCCUCAUGCCGAACCUCUGUCGUACUGUCUCCUCCAUGGAUAAAAGCAAGGUGUUUAGUGUCGCCGAGGUGAUUGGCCAGCUGUCUGUGCAAUCGCUGGCCGAGUAUAUUGAGGACGUGUGCGCUAAGCAACGUGCCGUGGACGUCGAAGUUGAAAAGUUAGGCUUGAAGCAUCUGCCGGCCGUAGGGAGCGCGGACGAAGAACGGAAAUUGAUCCUGGGGGACAAUGACCACGAGCUUGGACGCUUGUUGGAAGCUCUGGAUGACGACUACACAGUUAUAAUGUUCUCAGACUCCAACGAGUUUACGCCGUACCAGCCAAAGUUCAGCUCUCCUGUUGUCGACGCAAACCUGAAGCAGAAACGUUGGUCUGCGGAGCCUGAGAAAAUCGUUCCCGUGAAUAGAAAAGCCAAGUUUACGGCGGAUAAGAGAUCUCUAUUUGAAAAGUAUCAAUUCUUCACCCCAGGAGUAUUCAUGGCACUGAUCACACUAUUUAUCCUUCUAUCUAUCCUUGGAGCGGGACUUAAGGCCAUCGCGAGCCUUCAGGUCUCGUAUGGUGCCUUUGACAAGGAGAUGGGGCCUGCGGCACAGAAGAAGCAGAUGUAG
Molecule: messenger RNA, 939 nt
Organism: Thermochaetoides thermophila DSM 1495
Lineage: Eukaryota; Fungi; Ascomycota; Sordariomycetes; Sordariales; Chaetomiaceae
Exons: 4
Coding region: 1-939 (312 amino acids)
Biological process (GO): (1->6)-beta-D-glucan biosynthetic process; fungal-type cell wall biogenesis
Cellular component (GO): endoplasmic reticulum membrane
Source: RefSeq, a predicted model, not a curated record